Selaginella moellendorffii is the source of this 971-nucleotide messenger RNA. RefSeq lists its product as uncharacterized. NCBI's taxonomy places the organism in Eukaryota, Viridiplantae, Streptophyta, Lycopodiopsida, Selaginellales, Selaginellaceae. Bases 100 to 795 code for a protein of 231 amino acids. Gene Ontology annotation, biological process: defense response to fungus. The transcript has 8 exons. The record is from RefSeq and is a predicted model, not a curated record.
CUUUUUUUUUUGUGUGGGAGGGAGGAACACAAAGGCGAGCGCUGGACGGGUUUUCAUCGGCUCGACCAUGCUGAGGAGCUCGGCGCUGGGCAGAUUUUCAUGGAAUAUCAGCGCAGCGGCACUGCAGACGAUUAUGACAUGGCUCCUCGCAAGGGAGUUCUUCGGAGGUACGAUAGCAGGAAGCUCCAGAUGAAGAAACUCCAGGAGCUAGAGCAGGAGGCUUACAAGGCUGUGAUGAGAGCUUUCAAUGCUCAAUCCGAUGGCCUCUCUUGGGGUAGAGAAAGGCUGAUGUCUGAUCUGCGCAAAGAGCUCAGAGUGUCCGACGAACUCCACCGAGAGUUUCUGAGUAGAAUGCCCGAAGAUAAAACUGUGAUGCAAAUCAGGGACUGUAGAAGAGCUGGCCAGGAACAAACGGGUAAAAAGAGGAAGAGCAACGCUACCGGUGUGCUAAAGAGGUUUCCGAAAGGAAAAAAGUCAAGGGUCGAUGCUCUGAAACCGGAGGAGCCCGAGCUACUGACAAUAGACGCCCUUCAACAUGAGGUGGGACUGCUAGAGGUGGAGCUGGAUGCAACUCGGCUGGCCAGGGCGAAAAAGGCAGCAUAUGAAUACAAGACGAAGCUUUUGGAAGCCUUGGAACAAGCUGGACAGGACAACGAAGAUGAUUCGGAGAAAACGGAGGACAGGGAUCCAGUUCCGGGCACGGCCGAUACUCAACCGCAAUCACAGUCCCAGGAAAACGUGAAUACUGAGAACACUGAGAAUACCGAGUGUAAACCCGGGCACGAGGACGGGUGAGCAAGCAACAAUAGACGUGGGGGUGGGGGCUAAAAAAUUUUGACCGCGAGGUACGGCUUCUUUUUAAUUUUUUUUUUCCCCGGUGACGCUGCUGCUGGCGGGUGCAAAGUGAAUGCACGAAUGUUCAUGGCGCCAUUUGUACUAUUCAAUGAAUUCUGAAAGUUCUUUCUCUGUUA